UUUAAAAUUUUCAUUUAAGUGUAAAUAAAAACAAUGUCAACAAGCAAUGGUUAUGGUAAAAAAUCUCAUCGUGAGGUUUUUCUUGUUGGAAAAAGAAUCGGAACAAUACCUAUCACACAAUUGCCAACUAAAAGAACUGUAUUGCAAUAUUACCAUUACAGAGAUCUUAUGCUAAGAGCUGAUUUUCCAAACAUUUCAUCAGUUAGUAUAGCUUCAUGUCCACUUGGUGAUUUCUUUACUGCACAAUGUGCUGAAAUAGGUGGUUGUCUCCAAAAAUGUUUACCAUGUGUCCUUUACGAGGUGAAGAAAAUUUGGCAAAAAGCAGGAAUUCCUUUUGUUAAUACUGACAAGCAUAUCAGAGACAAGAUUGUUGACUUAGAAAAGAAGAGAAAAGAUUUAAACAAACACAGGAACCGUUUAAGUAAAAAUUUAGUUUUAAAAAGAGAAACUUUUUCAAGAAUGCUAGAGGAAGUAUUCGAUGUAAGUCAAAACAAUUGUGAACAUACUAUUAUGAAAGAUAAAACUAAAGAUUUAAAAACUAGAAGAGAGGAUGUAGAUUUUCUUAACAACCAGAAAGGAGCGCGUGUUCAGAAAAUGUUGGAUAAUGACCAAGAUGAACAGUAUCUACAGCCUUCUAUAAAAAUUAAAAAAUAUAAUGCUGUUCCUCUUAUAGUUCCUAAAAAUAUAGGAAAAGAUUUAGCUCCAACAGCAUCACGAUAUGGAAUAAGUUCGACUGCACUGAGUGCAACUCUUGCUUCUCUUAUAAAUAACAGUUCUAGAACAUCAGAUGAUUUUUCUAUUUCUAAACGAAGUAUUUUGAGGCAGAAAAAAUCAAGUAUAAGUGCAACUGCCUGUAAAAUUAAAGACAACUUUAUUAUAUUGGCUAAGGAAAAAGUUGAAAGAUUAGUUGUGCUAAUCAGUUCACCAGAUCUUUCAGAAUUCCAACUUUUGGGUAUUUUAAUUGUGAAAGAUGGCACUGCUGAGUCUCUUGGGAAAGCAAUCAAAAAAACUUUACAAGACUGGAAGCUAUUUGACUAUGUUGAUUGUCUGUCCUUUGACACCACAGUCAUAAAUACUGGUUGGCUAAAAGGAGUCUGUACUCUUAUUGAGCAGUGGAGAGGAAAAGCUUUGAUUUGGAUGACUUGUCGUCAUCAUGUCUACGAAUUACAUAUAAAGCACUUUUCAAGUGUUCUUACUGGAGGUAAAACAAGUGGACCAAAGACUAAGUUAUUUGAAAGGCUAAAGUGUAAUUGGAAAUCGAUUCUUGAAAAGAAGAUAAAUUAUGAUAACCUAAAAAGAUUUGACUCAGAAAAAAAAAUCUUUUUUGGAAAAGCAGGUUGGUUCGAUUGUCUUAAUUAGAUUAAUCUGUUUGAU
Molecule: messenger RNA, 1374 nt
Organism: Hydra vulgaris (swiftwater hydra)
Lineage: Eukaryota; Metazoa; Cnidaria; Hydrozoa; Anthoathecata; Hydridae
Source: RefSeq, a predicted model, not a curated record